Molecule: messenger RNA, 1557 nt
Organism: Protopolystoma xenopodis
Lineage: Eukaryota; Metazoa; Platyhelminthes; Monogenea; Polystomatidea; Polystomatidae
Source: the annotation of a GenBank genome assembly
UUGCGAAAUCCUCAUUACUUACCUGAGACUGCAGUAAAGGUAACUCUUGUCAACUUCAUGAUCACUCAAGAGGGUCUACAGGACCAGCUUUUGGGCAUUGUAGUUGCCCGAGAACGACCUGAGUUGGAGGACGAAAAGAACAAAUUAAUUUUGCAAGGUGCCAACAAUAAACGCAAACUGAAGGAGCUUGAGGACCAAAUCUUGGGUGUGCUCUCCUCGUCCGAGGGCAAUAUUCUCGAGGAUGAGAGCGCCAUUCGUGUGCUCAAUUCAUCCAAAGAGUUGUCCAACGAGAUCGCCGAGAAGCAAGCCUACUUUGAGGAGACGGAGUUGAAGAUAGAUGAGGCUCGAGCCGGUUAUGUUCCUGUGGCAAUUCACUCGACAAUUCUGUUUUUCUCCAUUGCCGACUUGGCCAACAUUGAUCCAAUGUACCAAUACUCGCUGAGCUGGUUUAUCAAUCUCUUCAAUAUGGGCAUUGAAAACUCGGAAAAGUCUUCAGAUCUACCAACGAGACUGGCCAAUUUGACAUCCUAUCUGACCUAUUCACUCUACUGCAACGUGUGUCGUUCCCUCUUCGAAAAGGACAAACUGCUCUUUUCUCUUCUGCUCUGUGUCAACAUGCGCAAGCACCAGGGCUUCAUCAACGAAGCAGAAUGGCGAUUUCUGCUAACCGGCGGUGUCGGCCUCGACAAUCCACACCAGAACCCGGCAGAGUGGCUUCCUCCUGCCUACUGGGACGAGUUGUGUCGCCUUGACGAACUGUCUCGGUUCCAGGGGAUCCGUGAACACUUCAAGGCGAACAAAACGAGCUGGAAAACGCUCUACGACCAUCAGACGCCCCAUUCAGCGCCUCUGCCCACCGGCUUCAGCCAGACUGGUCAUGAUCUAUCCGAAGACAAGUUUGCGCGCAUGCUUAUCCUUCGAGUCUUACGGCCGGACAAGAUUUUGCCGGCAGUUCAAGAGUUUGUUGGCUCAUUCCUCGGCAAGAAGUACAUCGAACCGCCGCCCUUCGACCUGCCCGGUAGCUAUGCCGACUCGAGCAACAUUUCCCCGUUGCUGUUUGUCCUCUCGCCUGGCGCCGAUCCGAUGGCGGCACUGCUCAAGUUCGCCGACGACAUGGGCUUCGGAGGGCAGAAGUUCGACUCCCUCUCGUUGGGUCAGGGUCAGGGGCCGAUCGCGCUGCGCAUGAUCGAGCGCGGUCUGCGCGAGGGCUCAUGGGUGCUAUUGCAGAACUGUCACCUGGCGCCCAGUUGGAUGGGCACACUGGAGAAGACAGUGGAGGAGUUCAAUCCUGAGAUCAUCCACCCCGAGUUUCGCCUAUGGCUGACCAGCUAUCCCAGCAACGAGUUUCCCGUUUCCAUCCUGCAAAACGGGGUCAAAAUGACCAACGAGCCGCCCAAGGGGCUACGAUUCAACCUCUGGCGCUCCUAUCUCAGUGAUCCCAUCUCGGAUCAGGAAUUCUUCACCUCCUGCCCUAAGGAGCACAUUUGGAAGAAGAUGCUGUUCGGACUUAUCUUCUUCCAUGCCAUCGUACAGGAGCGACGGAAUAAAUCAGUGUAA